Messenger RNA from Alexandromys fortis (reed vole), 465 nucleotides. Its product is annotated as high mobility group protein B1-like. Lineage: Eukaryota; Metazoa; Chordata; Mammalia; Rodentia; Cricetidae. Bases 193 to 447 code for a protein of 84 amino acids. The transcript is spliced from 2 exons. The record is from RefSeq and is a predicted model, not a curated record.
UUCAUCAGCCCAUGAGAGUAGUAAGUGCUUAUAUUGCAAAACAGUAAAAAUUUUGACAGCGUUUGGUUUUAAAAUCCCAAAAUUUCUGGUUUUAGUUCGGCCUUCUUCUUGUUCUGUUCUGAGUAUCGCCCCAAAAUCAAAGGAGAACACCCUGGCUUAUCCAUUGGUGAUGUUGCAAAGAAACUGGGAGAGAUGUGGAACAACACUGCUGCAGAUGACAAGCAGCCCUAUGAAAAGAAGGCUGCCAAGCUGAAGGAGAAGUACGAAAAGGAUAUUGCUGCUUACAGAGCUAAAGGAAAACCCGAUGCAGCAAAAAAGGGGGUGGUCAAGGCGGAAAAGAGCAAGAAAAAGAAGGAAGAGGAAGAUGAUGAGGAAGACGAAGAGGAUGAAGAGGAGGAGGAAGAAGAGGAAGAUGAAGAUGAGGAAGAAGAUGAUGAUGAUGAAUAAGUUGGUUCUAGCGCAGUU